Molecule: messenger RNA, 1736 nt
Organism: Aspergillus neoniger CBS 115656
Lineage: Eukaryota; Fungi; Ascomycota; Eurotiomycetes; Eurotiales; Aspergillaceae
Product: carboxylesterase
Exons: 3
Coding region: 145-1626 (493 amino acids)
Source: RefSeq, a predicted model, not a curated record
CUGAUAUCUUCACGGGAACCGGCGGACGGACAUCGGAGACGUCUGGGCCACUAUCUCCGACGCCGUCGAUUAAGGUCAUGAACGCACGGUCGACUAGUAUAAUCUGUGCGGAUCGUAAUAACGGAAGAGUGACCAAAUACCAUCAUGCAUGGCGUGUGCUAUCUACCCCGGAUGUCUGCGAACGUGAGAAUCAACGAGAGGUCCACUCGUGGCCUCAGUGUCCUUUCCCUACUGGCUCCGGCUAGCGCCACUCUCUAUGACCAGACCAUCCAGCUCUCCCAGGGCAAGGUGCAAGGUGCUGCUGCAUUCAACGAAAGCAGUGCACCGUCCUACAUCUCGAACUGGAAAGACAUCGCCGUUUGGAAGGGUAUUCCAUAUGCCGCCACAACCGGUGGAGAAAACCGCUGGAAGCCACCACAGAGUGCCCCAUCCUGGAACGGCACCCUGAAAGCUACUGCAUUUGGGCCCAGCUGUCCUAGCUCUUCAGCUGGCGACGGGUUGAGCGAGGACUGCCUGUCGAUCAACAUCUGGAGCCCCGCAACAGCCACUGAUGCCAAACUGCCUGUCAUGCUGUGGUCCUAUGCGGCCGGAGGUGAAUCCAGCCAGAGUACUUACGACGGUGCAGAAAUGGCAGCCAAAGAUGUUAUCUUUGUCAGCUACAACUACCGCACAGGGCCUCUCGGCUGGCUGACGCUGCAUGAGCUGGCCGAGGAGACUGGUGCGACGGGCAACUAUGGUCUCCUCGAUCAGAUUGAAGUUUUGAAAUGGGUACAUGAAAAUAUCGCCGCUUUUGGCGGAGACCCCGAGUCCAUCACUGUGGCCGGUCAGUCCUUCGGCUCGGGCGCCGUCUACCACUUGGUCAACAGCCCCCGAACCAACGGUAUGAUUAAGGGUGCGAUCGCAGAGAGUGGCCUCAAGGACCCAUACGAUCCAGACCUGUGGGGAUACAGAAGUGACUACCGGAACAUGACCUGGGCGUAUGCCUUCAGCAAGACCUACGCUGAGUCACUCAAUGCGACGAGCCUGGCUGACUUGCGCUCUAUGGACCUCGAAAUGGUCCUUAGCGGUGCUGGUGUUUCCGAUUUCACCGGCUUCGAUCUAGUGCUCAACUACCACGCGAUGCCCAACAAAUACAUAGUCAGCCUAGACGAAGGUGCUCCCAACGAUGUACCAAUUCUGGUUGCUGCCUACAACUCAGUCCUACGUGCUGGCUACUGCACCUCUACCUGGUCGUGGGCCAAGCGCUGGAAUCAGUCCUCUACUGAGCCCAUUUACUACUACCUCUGGACCUACUCGCCCGCUGGCUCGGACGGAGCCACCCACGACUCGGAGGUGUCUUACGCGCUGAACAACCUCUACGCCCAGACAACCACCUCAUAUACGGACACUGACUAUGAGGUGGCCAAUAUUAUGUCCUCGUACUGGGCGAACUUUGUUAAGACGCAGAACCCGAACAAGGGCAGCUCUUAUAAUAACGGUACCUUGCUGUACUGGGGUCCCAAUGUUCCCGCUCAGCGAAACAUGUUCGAGCUUGGCAGCCUCUGGAAGAACAUUGCCUUCGCGACAGCCAAGGAGAUCCAGUUGUACUGGGGGUACUUUAAGUAUGCUACGCCCAGUCCGUACUAGAUAUAGUGGGCAUUCCCGGUUAAUGUACAUAUAUCCUCUCCCGUUCGGGGUUGACAUUCUCUACUCCCGCGUACCCGCUCCUCAAGACAGUGAGUGCAUGAUGCACCGGG